Trichophyton benhamiae CBS 112371 is the source of this 930-nucleotide messenger RNA. RefSeq lists its product as uncharacterized. The record is from RefSeq and is a predicted model, not a curated record. Lineage: Eukaryota; Fungi; Ascomycota; Eurotiomycetes; Onygenales; Arthrodermataceae. The coding region runs from base 1 to 930 and encodes 309 amino acids. Gene Ontology annotation, biological process: retrograde vesicle-mediated transport, Golgi to endoplasmic reticulum. The transcript has 2 exons.
AUGGCUGAGGUAGAAGAAACGAAGACCCAGCGUGCAGCUCGCCUAAGGCGGGAGAAGCGAGCUGCGAAGAUAGCGGCCACUGGAAAUGCGCGAUUAGACAAGAUAACAGGUAUCAGUGGCCGUUCAAUGUCAUUUCGUGAGGACUCCCCAUCUGCUAGAAACACUCCAAGCCCUCCAAGAUAUGCCUCUCCUCCCGCACAAUCGCCGCCACGGCAACAGCCGCCGUUGGGAACAUCUCCUGGGCUAGGAAUGCCCCCCAAUACCGGAGAUAGCUCCCCACAGUCUAUCAAGGAGCAAGAGGAGUAUAUAAGGGCCCUUCUUCGAUCUCAACAGCCGCCUCCCUCGGCAGGAGACAACGCAGAUCCAACGACAAAACUUCUUAGCAAUCUACUUGGUAUGCCUCCACCCGGGGCUGGCAUGACAACCCCAGGGGGAACACCUUCCUUUCAGCCCACGACUGGUGAUGCUCCGGAGCUCUCUCCCAAUGACAUAGCUUCGGCCCUUGGAAUCUCCCCUUCCAUGGCCAAUAUAUUUCUGCAAGCCAAAGCUGGGCCCGCCUCGCCGUCCGCCCAACGGAACAACUCGAUAUGGAAAGCCGCUCAUAUUGUCUUUGCAACGGCUACAAGUUUAUAUUUCUUGAUGCUUCUGCAGUCAACUAUUAAUCUUUAUGGUGGCGGCGAUCGACUACCGCCUCCCGCAACCGUGCAGAACCCGUUUCUUAUCCUCGUUAUGGGCGAGUUGCUACUUAUUGGAACACGAGAGAUAUUUAUGAAUAAUGAUGGCAAUGGAGCCGGUAGUGGUGUUAUCGGUGUGCUCAAGACGGGCAGACGCGUGCUGUCUGACCUUCUAAGGGACGGCAAGAUAAUGAUUUUUAUACUGGGCAUCGGGUCCCUAUGGAUGAAUAACUGGGGAAAGGUCAAAACAGAAUAA